UGGCGCGCGGUUUGAAGAUGGCGAUGGCGGCCGAGGGUGCGCCGGGAGCAGCGGCCGGCGGCGGCGGCGGCAGCAGCAGCUCCGUCAGUCCGGCCCCGCCUGCGGCCGUGGAGGCCGUGGCCGCGGAGUGGAUGCUGGAGUUCGCCUGCUCCUGCCUGUGCCGGCACUUCGCGGAGCAGAGCGGGGCGGAGUUCUGGCGGUGGAGGGACGUUGCGCAGGCUCUUAUUAAUGGCCUCCCCCAAAUACCUCCGCAUCAGAAAAAAACAGUAUACCUCUGCCAGCUUUUGAUAAGAAUUGCACAAGGAAAAAGCCUUGGAUUACAUUUUGAAAAUGAUCAAAGAAUUUCACCUUUGGAAUCUGCUCUGUCUUUCUGGACUUUACUUGAAAGGGAAGAAAUGAAACUGGAAAAGCUUCAUGAAGAUAUUCGUCGUUUGAUUCAAAUUCAGAUUGUAGCAGUCCAUAUGGAAAACAGAUACUUCAAGGAAGCUGCUGAAGUUCUUGAAAGGCUGUUCACAGACUCUGACUCAGAUAAGCCUUUAAGGGUGAAGCUGGCAACUGUAAUUAAAACCAAGGAUCCAUAUGUUCCUCUUCUCCAAAGCUUCAGUUACAGUCUUUUGAUAAGUAAAAUCAAGUCUUACAUUGAACUUUUCAUGAAAGAAAAUGAAACUAACUUCUUAAUACAGGAAGCCACAAAACAUGUAGCAUCUAAAGGGUUGGGAGCAAUAGCAUUGCAAAAGAGACCUGUGGAAGUUAAUGAAAAUGACAAAAGUGAUUUGGAAACAAAACAAAGAUCGAUGAAAGAGGAGUGGUAUAUCAGAAAUCAGUCACAUGGAAACAUAAAAAAACCCACAGUAAGGAGAAGUUCAGGACAGAAACCCAAAGAGAGCAGAGCUCUUCAGAGUCUUAACAACACGCAAAAUGUGGGAAAAAAUGGAGUUUCUUUUGUAGCUGAAUGUAGCCGAAGAAGACAGCGAUGGACUCAAAAAGAAGACUUGGAGCUGAAAUUGGGAGUAAGGGAGUUUGGAGUGGGUAACUGGGCUAAAAUUUUAGUCCAUGGUAACUUCAACAACCGAACAAGUGUCAUGUUGAAAGACCGAUGGAGAACAUUGAGCAAGAGGAAGCAAAACUGAUUUGGACUACAGGAAACAACUCUUCUUAACCCUUCCCUGCAUGAGGACGUACUCUAUUAUUUUCAGUCAGAUGUUAUUUUCAGAAUAACAUCUUAUUUUAGUCUCAGUGUCCAGCAGUGUUGCUGUCAUAAAACACUAAACAGAAUACUAAUUGGUAUAGAACACUCAUGUAAGCUCAUUUGCUCUGGUAAUGAUGACUUAAAUGUAAAGUCUGGCCUUUUUUGCUACGUGUAAUAAUAGAUGGCCUAGAUUCUGAAAUGUGAAAAUGUUUGCAGUGAUUUAGGAAAUGUCUGUUAUGUAAAUGGGUGUAUUAGAUUUGAAUGGUGACAUCUUUAGUUUGAUGGAAGCUAUAAAAGGUCAAAUGUUCUGUAUUUUUGAAGGGCUGUAUCUCUUUUUAGAUUGCCCUUUUCAUAAUUUUACUUCCUGCCACAUAAUCCAUUCUAAUCUGUUUUGCUUGACUUUGAAAUUUUGGUCAGACUUGUCAUCUCUGUAAAUUAUACCAAAAAGUAUGUAUGUAUUAGUAUUGCUAAUUUUAUGAGCUGAUGGUUUGUUGUUUUUUUCUGCAGUUAAAAAUGUGUAAAUUCAUAUACUGUUUGUAACUGUUGUAAGUAACAAAGGGACUGGUUUAUUUUUUACAGGGACAGGAGCACUAUUAUACUAGCACUUAGCAUCUCUUGGUUAGCUUGUGCCACCUACCUUGUCAUGACAAGUGACUUCUUCCAGACCAGCAGGAAAGGGAAAGUUCAAUAAUACAUGGCCAAAGUGGGGAUCAGUAACGAGUCUACACUGUCAGUGACAGCAAAGAUACACGUUGGGGGUCACUAUCAAGGUCUCUGCUGGCCACUGCAACCUCCUGCUCAUGGGAGAUUGGAACAGAUGUAUGAUGGCACUAGCUGGUCUCUCUGGAUUCAAAUCAUUUGGAAGAGAUUUCCACAAUCUCAGGAAACUCGUGCUUUCCAUACUGGUGUGAAUCUAGUGACUUGAACUAACAUAAUACAGCAUUCUUUUAAAAGUGAAAUCCCCUGAAUUCAGAUUUUUUGUGCCUUUUUCUUGGCUAAGGUUUUUAUUUUCCAAUAAUCUUACAAGAAAAAGCAGCUGUCUGAAUUGGUCAUAAUAAAACAAAGCUCUCUGAAACAAUUUUCCCCAUUAAAAAGGAAAACAUAUAUUCUUGACGUCUGCAAUGUUCAGAAAGCAUUAAAAUCUCUGUUUUCUGUUUUGGA
Molecule: messenger RNA, 2350 nt
Organism: Cyanistes caeruleus (blue tit)
Lineage: Eukaryota; Metazoa; Chordata; Aves; Passeriformes; Paridae
Gene: TERF1
Product: telomeric repeat binding factor 1
Biological process (GO): telomere maintenance via telomerase; negative regulation of telomeric D-loop disassembly; negative regulation of DNA replication
Cellular component (GO): chromosome, telomeric region; nuclear telomere cap complex; nucleus
Molecular function (GO): telomerase activity; G-rich strand telomeric DNA binding; protein homodimerization activity
Source: RefSeq, a predicted model, not a curated record